AUGCGACAUUUCAUAAAGAUCUUCGGUCUCUGGACUGCUUUUGUCGCAGCUGACUCUGAUGGCGAUACUUUGCUUCAACAAUUCUAUGCUCCAGGGCGUCUUCUUGGCAAUUCAUUUGGCAAUCCCGGUGUAAACGCGACAUUUGACUACGUCGUUGUUGGGGCUGGUCUUGCUGGCGCUCUGACAGCAUCACCAUACUAUUCCACAAUGUAUGUUGGGCCAAACGCAGACGAUUACCAGCCAUUAAUAGAUUGGGGCUACUUUACGGAACCCAUCCCUGGUGCCAGUGGGCGGCGGUAUUUUUACGCGCAGGGUAAAACUCUUGGUGGAAGCUCAGCACGCAACCAGCAAAUUUACCACAGAGCAACAAAAGGCUGGUAUGCGGCCAUGGCCAAUAUAACUGGAGACCCAGCUUACCUCUGGGACAACAUGUUCCCUUUCAUGAAGAAGAGCUUCUCAUUUACACCACCAGACAUCAGAUACCGCGUCGAAAAUGCUACAGUGAACUUCACACUGUCCAGCUUCGAUAGUCCUGGAGGACCAGUACAUCUGAGCUAUCCAAAAUACGCUCAGCCAAUAUCCUCAUUUGGGCCUCAAGGUUACUCUGCAGCUGGGAUUAAAGCAGCCAAUGGUUUCUUAGAUGGAAACCUACUUGGUUACGGAUACUGGCCGUUCACACUGCGCCCUGAAGACAGCACAAGAAGCAGUACAGAAAGUGCUUUUCUCUCCCGGACGGCUACCAGGACUUCGUUGAAAAUCUACCAGUCAUGUAUGGCGCGUAACCUUCUUUUUGAUGAAAGCAAGCGCGCUUUUGGAGUCAAUGUCACAGUCGCAGGAAGAAGGCCUUUUGUCCUUCAUGCGCGCAAGGAGGUCAUCGUAUCUAGCGGCUUCAUCAACUCUCCACAUCUUCUUAUGGUUUCUGGUAUUGGACCGCGAGCAGCGCUCGAAAAAUACAACAUCCCCGUCAUCUCUGAUCUUUCAGGCGUGGGCCAGAAUCUCCACGACACUCCUGCCCUCGGCGGCAUCACUCACUCCUCAAACGUACCUGGUAGGAGCGCCUGGACACGCAAUGCCACGUCCUUCAACGACGCCGUAGAAUCCUACCUCAAGAACGGAUCGGGCCCUCUCAGCAGUCCAGCCAGCGACUUUGCCGCGUGGGACAGAUUCUCCGAAGAAUAUACGAGUAAGAUGAGCCCGUCAACUCAAGACUACCUCAAACAACUACCUUCCGACUGGCCAAAUGUCGAAUACGUACUACAAGCUUCUGAGCGCGUGCUUUCCACAUCCCAAGCAGCCAGCAACACCGGCGUCAUCGGCGCAAUUCUUACUUCCGCCUCCAGCAGAGGAAACAUCACUAUUCAAUCUGCCGACAACACCGUCGCACCAAUCGUAUACAUCGGAUGGCUGGACUCAAAAGAAGACCAGGAAAUGGCCGUUGCGGCAUAUAGGCGCGCACGUACGAUUGCCUCCAGCAUCUCCGCGUUUGGCACAGAAAUUGCCCCAGGGGCGAAUAUCACAACUGAUGCUCAUAUCCUUGAUUACAUUCGCACAAAGGGCAUGGGUGCGAUUCAUCACGGAGCGGCGACAUGCGCGAUGGGCCGUAAUGUUUCCGAUGGAGCGGUGGUAGACUCGAAAGCCAGGGUGUUUGGAGUCAAGGGAUUGAGAGUGAUAGAUACUAGCUCUUUGCCGUUUGGGGCGCCGGGGCAUACACAGGGUGUUACGUAUGCGCAUGCGGAGAAGUUGGCGCAGGACGUUAUUGAUGCUGCAGAUGAGGAGUAA
Bipolaris oryzae ATCC 44560 is the source of this 1779-nucleotide messenger RNA. Its product is annotated as GMC oxidoreductase. Lineage: Eukaryota; Fungi; Ascomycota; Dothideomycetes; Pleosporales; Pleosporaceae. Bases 1 to 1779 code for a protein of 592 amino acids. The transcript has 4 exons. Gene Ontology annotation, molecular function: oxidoreductase activity, acting on CH-OH group of donors; flavin adenine dinucleotide binding. The record is from RefSeq and is a predicted model, not a curated record. Gene Ontology annotation, biological process: secondary metabolite biosynthetic process.